GAUGAAGCGGAGUCGGUGUCUUUUGUAUGUCAACCGGACCUGGAGCUCUCAACCAGAAGAACUUCUCUGGAAUAGGAGUACUAGCCUCGUGUGACAGCUGGGUCUACGAUCACUCGACAUUUCUCAGCACAUUUACUGAGAAGAAGAACUUAGUGUGCAACGAGAAAGACCGCCGUGCCCUGGCGGACACGAUCUACAUGACAGGGGGUGGUGGUUGGGUCCACGAUCAUGGGCAUGAUAUCAGACAGGUUUGGCCGCAAGACGUCGAUGAUGAUUGCUUUGCUGCUCCACAUCGCCGCCUGCAUCGGCACCGCCUUCGCGACUUCAUUUCUCGUCUUCACCAGUCUCCGCUUCUUUGUCGGUGUGUCCAACAUGGGAAUCUUCCUGUCCGCCUAUGUCUUAGGCCUGGAGCUGGUGGGUGACAGGGUCAGGACGCUGUGUGGAUCGCUGUUCAUGAUGUUCUGGUGUUUCGGGCUCUUCAUUGAAACAGGCGUGGCCUAUGGGUUGCGGACGUGGUGGCACCUGCAGCUGGCCAUGGCAAGUCCAACGGUCUUAUUCCUGUCUUAUAUCUGGUUGGUUGAGGAAUCACCAAGAUGGAUGCUGAAUAAAAACAAACUCACUGAAGUCAACGAUCUACUUCAAAAGCUCGCUAAAAUCAACGGACGACCUACUCCGCCCAGUGUCUACGGUCUGGAGAAGCCCAAGGGAGAAAAUCCACUUCGAAUGUUCACAAACCGUGUAACUCUAGUCAGAACGUUAAUUAUCUUCCUUAACUGGAUGGUCGUAACACUGGUCUACUAUGGACUGAGUCUCAAUGUGGGCAACAUCGGCACCAACAUCUACCUCAGUUUUUUUAUGUCUGCGAUGGCGGAGCUGUUGGGCUACUUGCUCUCCAGUCUGCUGCUGGACAGAGUCGGGCGCAAAACCAUGUACUGUGGAAGCAUGAUCUUCAGCGGGCUGGCGUGUCUGGCCACGAUGUUCCCAGUCAUCUACGAUGCACAAUACAAGAAGGUGAUCAUCCUUGUUUUGUCAAAUGUUGGCAAAAUGGGAGCAUCGUCUGCUUACGCCAUUAUUUACCUCUUCUCGGCUGAACUUUUCCCAACCGUCGCCAGGAAUUCGCUGUUGGGAAUCAGCUGUACGAUUGGACAUUUAGGGGGAGUUAUCUCUCCAUACAUCUCCCAACUUACAGUCAUCGUGGGCGGGAAACUGGGUGUGGCUCUCCCCCUGGUCGUGAUGGGAGGACCGGGCCUCGGAGCCAGUCUUCUGGCUCUCCUACUCCCGGAGACGCUGCACCGGAAACUCCCAGAAACUGUGGAGGACGCGAUUAAUUUUGGAAAGAAAGCAUACAGCAAAAAUAUCACGAAUUUUGAGCACGAAAAUCAGGCCUUUGAUGACCCGCUAAACGAAUAGACUGCAACCAUUUCUUCCUGUGCCGUUCAAACAGUUUUCAAGAUGUUCUUCUUAAUGUUAUUGUGAUAUAGCCUCGGUUUCAAAAAGAGGUAUAAAACCAAACAUUUUAUACGUUCAUUAAUCGUCGCCAAUCCCAGGAACAAAAGAUGAGAUAGUCAAAUCGCUAUCCCACUAGACUCGUCAAGGAGUUUGCAGAUACUAGAUGAAGGAGCCGAGGGACUUGAGAUGCUGUAUGUGCUUGAAGGCAGGGCGAUGCUGUGUUGCUAUGAAACACAAUCUCACAAGGUUUUUGUACUGAGAGCUGAAAAUACAACCCUGUCACGCAGGGAGCGUGAUCAAUGUCUUCCUUCCAUCCUACUGUAAAUGCAUUUUCGGGCAUUAAAAUGCAUUAAAAUCGC
This is a messenger RNA of Pomacea canaliculata, 1808 nucleotides long. Its product is annotated as organic cation transporter protein-like. NCBI's taxonomy places the organism in Eukaryota, Metazoa, Mollusca, Gastropoda, Architaenioglossa, Ampullariidae. Gene Ontology annotation, cellular component: membrane. Gene Ontology annotation, molecular function: transmembrane transporter activity. The record is from RefSeq and is a predicted model, not a curated record. The coding region runs from base 229 to 1410 and encodes 393 amino acids. Gene Ontology annotation, biological process: transmembrane transport. The transcript is spliced from 10 exons.